Protopolystoma xenopodis is the source of this 291-nucleotide messenger RNA. Lineage: Eukaryota; Metazoa; Platyhelminthes; Monogenea; Polystomatidea; Polystomatidae. The record is from the annotation of a GenBank genome assembly.
ACCGCUGUUUGGCCCUCAAGUCUUGGCCAGGUAGUGACUACUUCAGCCCCUGGUCUCUUGCAUCCCUCAAAUAACGUCGCUAUAGGACAGCCGGGCUCAACGCCUGGCAGUGCAGGACACGCGGCUCUUUCUGGCAAUCGAAUCCUCCUCGGGGCUGCUUCAGAUAAUUGUGCGACUACGGCGACAUCAGCAGUACCUACUGCCGCAACGAUGACUGUCACAACUAACGCAGCUACCACUCCUAUCGGUCACAUGGCCCAUCUUCAGCAACAACAGGUUCGAUUAGCUUAA